Messenger RNA from Truncatella angustata, 596 nucleotides. RefSeq lists its product as uncharacterized. NCBI's taxonomy places the organism in Eukaryota, Fungi, Ascomycota, Sordariomycetes, Amphisphaeriales, Sporocadaceae. The coding region runs from base 113 to 427 and encodes 104 amino acids. The transcript is spliced from 3 exons. The record is from RefSeq and is a predicted model, not a curated record.
GCAGGCCUUCCCUCGAUGAUCCACGAGCUACCUACACAUUGCGUAACCUAGGGGCCCAAUGGGAACGCAAUUCAAUGUCCAAACCCGAAUAAUCUGAAGCAGAAGAGCAGAAAUGGCGGGCGACGGUAGCAACAGCCAGGCUGCUGCCAAGGACACAAAGUCCGACAGCGAUACGAGUGGGAAUGCAAGAUCCAAAGACAGCACCCCUACGACGACAGCCACCAGCGCUGUCCCAGCCGCCGCAGGUACUACAGAGACGCAUAAAAGUCCCAGAAAGAGGCGCAAAGUCAAUCACGCUUGUGUCUACUGCCGCCGAUCUGUAAGCCACCCAUCCAGUCUUGCCCAACAUAUGCCGCCAUCCCUAGCCAUUGGGUCCACGUCUGCGCGUAUGCGCCUGCGUGAGGCUUUGUCCCCUAUCUACCGUUGAUCUCUGAGACAGCAGCUGCCAUGCGCACGAACCCUGCCUAGCCACUCUCCCACAUGGCCUUGAUCUGAUAGACCCUCCUCCUACGUGUUUUCUCCCGCCCAAGUAUGACAAUUGGCUAACACUUAGGCUCUUGGGCUUCUAGCAUAUGACAUGCGAUCUUGUAUGAGAG